Messenger RNA from Ornithodoros turicata, 1274 nucleotides. RefSeq lists its product as uncharacterized. The transcript has 9 exons. The coding region runs from base 71 to 1246 and encodes 391 amino acids. NCBI's taxonomy places the organism in Eukaryota, Metazoa, Arthropoda, Arachnida, Ixodida, Argasidae. The record is from RefSeq and is a predicted model, not a curated record.
UAGGCGGGAAACUACGGGUAAACAGACGGUUCCUUUGUUCUCCGUUCGUUCGUUAUGUAAGUCGUACACUAUGGAUAUUGCAGAAGAAGGUUCACCCAAAUAUUGGAUCGUAAAGUUUCCAGAAGAACGAAAUUCUAUUGCCAUCGUACAUGCUACCUGGAUGCAGAAUGGCAAAUGCGCUUGGCCUAAUGAGAAGGACCCAAGACGUCUGCAGCAAAUAACUAUGAAAGGCCUGAAGCCACAGAGCAGCUGGUUGACGUAUGACUGCACUCGGGUUUUUGCUUUUGACACAUAUGAUGCCGCAAGAAGAAAGCUGGCACAAGCAGAGGAUACGUCAGACCUGUGUAGCGAGAACGAAUUAGGUAGAGGGAAAAGAAAGAAAAAGCGCAAAGUACAGAGUGAAGAGGAGGUAGAAGACAACCAAUUGCCUGCAUUUUACCCAGAUGAACUGAGCAACAGCUCUGGGGAUGAAGUCUGUACGCCAACACCACGUUCACUUCCAACGCCACCACAGAGACCACCAACACCACCUCGCUCUGCAUUCUUUGCUACAAGCUCCAAAGGACCUGCGCAUGGAAGUGGGAAUUUCAGCGGACACACUGCGACCCCUGGCAGCACCUACGGCAAUGACGGUGCAUUUCCGUCACAGAGUACAAGUCUUCAGAUGCACGGUAUGUAUCCACAGAUGGGCCCAAGUGCUACAAAGGUGACAACAAACCACCAGUAUGUCCCACGUCAGGGAAGGCUGUACCAGGAUUUGCAAGAGCGGCGACAUCGCAGAUGUGAAGUAGCACAGCAACAGCCCGCAUCACGAAAUGUGCACCCAUCCUCCGCUGCUUGCAGUUUUUCACAUCAAAAGGAACUCCACCUCCUCUACACGUUCUUACGUUUUGAGGAGGAACUGAAAGAAAGCUCUGAGAAGAGGAAUCGGCUAAAACUAUUCAUGAAGUUUGUCGGUGGUGCCACUGUGGGGGAGCGUACGUUUAGAAUUUUGUCACGACUGCUGUCCCCUGCCGUCGGUAAGGAGUUCAGCCUUCAUGGAACAAAAGGAAAGCUGAAGUUCAGUGACCUACAAACCUGGAGGGUGUUGUGCUAUUCCUUGGCACCUGAAGACCAAGCAAAGGUUUCAAGCAAGGGAACCCUUAAAGAAAUCGAGAAGGCUACACAGUCAUGGCUGCGUCAUGCACCAGAGUCUCACAGAAGGCAGCAGGCAAGACAAGCUGCGGAAAACGCAGAUAGCUUGUGAUACCAUAACCUAAGAACUUUUUUGCAAA